Messenger RNA from Naegleria fowleri, 942 nucleotides. RefSeq lists its product as uncharacterized. Bases 1 to 942 code for a protein of 313 amino acids. The transcript has a single exon. Gene Ontology annotation, cellular component: spindle pole; centrosome. NCBI's taxonomy places the organism in Eukaryota, Heterolobosea, Eutetramitea, Acrasida, Naegleriidae. The record is from RefSeq and is a predicted model, not a curated record.
AUGUCUAGUACAGGUGAUCUCAAGAACAACCUUGAAAAGUUGAGGACGCAAUUAAGAAGCAUACACUAUAAUGGAGUAUUUGAUGUUGAGGCUAUUAUCAACGGAAAACCCGAAGUGUUUUUACCUCUAUUGAAUUAUUGUAUUUUACAAUUUAGCAAACCUCUUGCCAAAUAUUUCAUUCAAAAAGGAUAUAUUUUUCAUGAUCUUUCCGAUUCAAAAUUUAUAGAGACAGUAUAUCGAUUAUUACUUAACGAAUUUACAUACACGCCAGGUUUGAGUGUGAUCUACUUCCUCUCGAAUGGUUUUGCCGAAAGGAAAAUCAUUUUUAUAUGUGAUGUCAUUCAACAUUGCAAAAGGAAGCACAACGAACUAGUAAAAGCAAAAAGAAAGAGUUUGUAUGACAAAACGAAGGUCAAAAAACAAGUUCCAUCGAACGAGGAGAUAACAGCAGCAACAACAUCAAUGCAAUGUUCAUCGCAGGUUCCCGACAUUGCUAGAGAACCUAAACAUACUGUAUUGGUGAGAAAGGAACCUAAUCUUGAGCGGCAAGUGUGUAAACAAGAGACACAACAGAGGAUUGCUGAGGAUUCUGAUUGCUCAGAUAUUUCAGAAGACACAAUUUUGAAAAUUUAUGAUGCUAUUAAAGAAAUGGGAGCUCGACUCGGCGAAAGUGUAACAAAACUUGAUGACAAAGUGGACAAAAAUUUAGCAAGCCUUCGUGACAGAGUAUUCCUGAUUGAACGGCGUGUCCAAACACUUGAGGAUAAAUACUCCAAGCCACCUGUUUCAGUCGACGCUAGUCCCAAUGCAUCUCGAGCUGAAAGCAAAGUUCCCAUAUUCCAACGAGUGGAAAAUAGCAAAUCAUCAACAACUCUUAACGUUUCAAGAGACACAGAUGAAUUUAUUAAUCAGCUCGCUCAAAAGCAUAAGGUAAACUUGUAA